Messenger RNA from Guyanagaster necrorhizus, 1510 nucleotides. RefSeq lists its product as uncharacterized. The record is from RefSeq and is a predicted model, not a curated record. The transcript has 8 exons. The coding region runs from base 23 to 1411 and encodes 462 amino acids. NCBI's taxonomy places the organism in Eukaryota, Fungi, Basidiomycota, Agaricomycetes, Agaricales, Physalacriaceae.
AAUCUUUUGGCUCAGAUUCUUGAUGAUGGCCUCCGAUGGUACGCUUGCCAAUGAACUGGCUCAGGCUAGACAGGAAUUGGAGAUUUUAAAGGCAGCGGAUCCCUUCAAGGUUGUCGACAUGGUCAUCGAAUUAUCGACAGAACGGAUGAAGGUUAAGCAAGCCGUGAAAGCUCGCGACAUGGCAGUACAACGAUUGUCAGAGGCCUAUACGUCUCUUGGACAGAAAGCUGCCAUUAUAGAUCACCUUCAAGACAGCGUCAGCCCCGAUUUCUUCAAAGAAUGCACGUCUUAUGCUCUCCGAAACAUAGGCGUUACGGAGGUAAACCUGCCGAAGAAGGAGAGUGCCCUCGACAGUCUUGUCAAGAUGAUGAGAGAAGAGAUACGCGUAAUAAAGAAACAGAGUGCACAGACGGCCGUUUCUACUGAGCCUCCUCCUCGGUACGAUGACGGCGCUUGUAAGACUAAGGAACAGUCGGGCAAUCAAAUUUCCGGAAUGAUUCCUCUCCGAAUUGCGCACGAUACGCCUCCCAUAGCCUUACAAUGUUCAUUGCAAACAUCGAUAUCCUCCGAAAGUCACAAUAUUAGACCUAUCGAUAAUGACUUUGAUUACAAGAUGACACACACCGUUCCACAGACCGUUGAAGCAGAGGAGACCAUCGAACAGAGAAACAAGCUCCUCGCUGCAAUGCCUCUCCCCCAAGAUCCACCAGAUGAUACGCUGAAACCGAUUCUUUUGCCUCAAAAUUUGUCCCUGCACGAAUUUCUCGGUAACACAUCUGGGGCUUUGCGCAGUUCGUUAACAGACUACCGCCUUUUGCAACAACUCACCACUACAUGGUGUCCGGAACGCGAGGAACAUGGCUAUUUCUUGACUCCAGCUUUCAAAUGUAAUACGAAUCCUCGGAUAGGUACUGCGCAUCGGUGGUCAUCAGUUGAUGUUCUUGCGAGGAUGAACAAACCUACUGAGUGCUUCUUCAACAAGGAUGGUACAUGGUACUACGCCGGUGUAUACAAAGCAUUUCGACUCGAUGACCUCACAACGAAAGAAUGGGAAGCAUUAUCCAAGGGAACAGUACAAGCUAUCAUCAAGGAAACGAUUGCCGGCCGCAAGAACAUCUCGCCGCAGAACGUCUACGAGACGUCUCAACUAUACGCCGCUGGUGCUCUCAAAGUUGCAUGUAUUGGGUUGCAGUGCGUCGGGUUCAACAGGACGAUGUACAAUUCUAUUUUGGAGCAGAUGGGUAAAUGCAUGGGUAGCAAGUGGAAGGCUGGCCACAGUGUAUCGGGCUCACGGAACGCUAACGGUAUUAAUGGGGUCCUGGGUGACCUCACCUUGGUGUUGAAUGGUCUCAGUGUCGGCGGCGAGGUUUCCGAACGUGGAGAAAGCUCGCCUUCUAAAGAUCGGCGGUAAUGGAAGGGUUUUUUUUAAUCCUUUCUUUUUGAUUGGUUUUCUGGGACUUUGGCAUCGUGGAACUGUAACUCGCAAAGAUUCAAAGCGGAUUAAUUUUCA